Carassius auratus (goldfish) is the source of this 2384-nucleotide messenger RNA. Its product is annotated as CMRF35-like molecule 7. The coding region runs from base 283 to 1110 and encodes 275 amino acids. The transcript is spliced from 7 exons. Gene Ontology annotation, molecular function: transmembrane signaling receptor activity. NCBI's taxonomy places the organism in Eukaryota, Metazoa, Chordata, Actinopteri, Cypriniformes, Cyprinidae. Gene Ontology annotation, cellular component: plasma membrane. The record is from RefSeq and is a predicted model, not a curated record.
UCUCUUUCUUUCAUUGUCUUGUACAUCACCAUGCCAGUCCCGCAGAGAGCUGUCAUGACACAACUUCACUUCUGUUUUAGCUGCUAUUUCUUGUGUGUUUCUUUUCAGUCUAACUUGUACCAGUGACGCAUACAGCGGCAGAAGACAAAGGAAGAGGAAGUCUGUAUCUUAUCACAUUAAUGAUUCGCACACUACAAGGAACCACCUGAAACACACACACGCCAAGAGAGAGCUUCAGACCCAUGUAGAACUGAGUCUACUAACAACAGAGAAGAUCACUGAAUGAGAAGAAUGAAGAUCUUCUGGACUUUCACUCUGCUGAUGAUCCAUGGUGUGUUGAGCUCCAUCCGUGUGAGAGGAUAUUCAGGAGGAGAAGUCAACAUCACAUGCAGAUAUGAUAGAAAAUAUACAGAGAAGAACAAGUAUUUUUGUAGAGGAGAGUGGAAAAUAACAUGCUCUGAACUUAUCAAGACUGAUAAGGAAAACAAAUGGGUUGAUUCUGGAAGAUUCUCUCUGUUUGACGACACAACAUCAGCAGUUUUCACUGUGACCUUCAGAGAUCUGAGUGAAUGGGAUUCUGACACGUACUAUUGUGGAGUUGAGAAACCAGGACCAGAUCCUUCGACUGAAGUGAAUCUGAUCGUUGAAUCGGGGAAUAGCACAUAUCGACCACCGUUGGCAUCAUCACCAUCAUCAUCAAUCACAGCUCCACCUGUUUCACUAAAUUCCCAGCCAUCAGCAUCUGAUUUAACACUGAAAUCUCCAUCUGUCAAAGGCUCGUCUCUGAUCAUCGGUGUGUCUGUAACUCUGCUUCUGCUCAUCAUCGGCCUCGUUUCAGUUAUAGUGGCUCUCCGUAAGAAGCAUCAGGCUCGAGAUAAAGACCCUGAGUCAGACUCUAAAAGGUCUGCACCUGGAACAGAAAACAGUGAAGAGGUUCCUGAAAUGCCUUACAUUUAUGAGGAUAUUAAAGACACCAGGCCUCAAACUGACUACAAAACUGCCCCAUUACCCACAAACCCCUCUGAUUCUACUAAAACAGUCUAUGCGACUACACAAUUACCCACAAACCCCUCUGAUUCUACUAAAACGGUCUAUGCGACUCCACAAUAACCCACAAACCCCUCUGAUUCUACUAAAACGGUCUAUGUGACUACACAAUUACCCACAAACCCCUCUGAUUCUACUAAAACGGUCUAUGCGACUCCACAAUUACCCACAAACCCCUCUGAUUCUACUAAAACGGUCUAUGCGACUCCACAAUAACCCACAAACCCCUCUGAUUCUACUAAAAUGGUCUAUGUGACUACACAAUUACCCACAAACCCCUCCGAUUCUACUAAAACGUUCUAGGCCACUCCACAAUUACCCACAAACCCCUCUGAUUCUACUAACGCUGUUUAUGCUAGAGUUUAACAGUGCAGAAGCUCAUGUGGUCACAUGAUUACAGUGAAUAAAUGUUAGUGAUUGGCCAUUUCAGUUUGUUGUUUUACCUGCUGAUGUUUUUAUCUUAUUUGAGUUUGGAGAACUCAGCACGAUGUGUUUUAUAAAUGUGAAUUUACUGAUGCAGCUCUUGAAGGUUAGUUUUUAAGCAUGUAAGAAGUGUCACUUCAUCAGACUGUGACUAUAAAUGUGAUUGUGUAUGUGUGUUGAAUCUGUGCUGCUCUCUCUCUCUCUCUCUCUCUCUCUCACUGACUGUUUCAAAGAAGAUUAAUAGAGUAAAAGCUGAUCCCACUAUGCAUCUGUGAUGGGACAAAAACAAUCCCUGGGUUUCCUGUAAAUAAGGGUUUAAUUGAAGAUUAAAUAUCCUUGUCUGCUUGACUUUGUGGAAUAGAAUGGACUUUUUUAAAGAUGUUCAACCUUUGCAGAUUUUUGUAAAGUUCACAGAUAUUUACAGCUGUAUGUAAUAUUUUGGUCAUCACUGAUGUUAUUAGUGCAUUAUUGGUUUUAUUCAUGUGAAAAGCAGGCAGUGGCUCAUCUUAUCACAUGGGUUUACAGCUUCAUAUGUUUUGUAUAGUUGAACCUCAUGGCCAGGCAGCUGCUCUACACUGAAGUUACAUACAGGAUAAACGACUUUGAUUAAAUGACAAGGAAACAAACACAUAAGAGUUUCACAGCUUCGUGACAACGGUCUUGUCUGUGUUUGAUCUGGAUUCAAAAUCAUGAUACAGGCGAAUCUACAUCUGGACAGAUUCAUUCAUGUGUAAUAUUCAACUCUAUUAUUCAAUAUAUUUUUUUUAUGAGAAACUUCUGUUUUACAGCUUCACUUCUGCUUUAGUGAUUAUUGGCUCCUGAUAAAUUGCCGGUGUGUUUCAUCAUUUGUUUGUAUUUUCUCUGCUGGCGAAUAUGUCUGCUUAAUGAAUAAAAAUGUUAUUUUAAUUGUUCAA